This is a messenger RNA of Sphenostylis stenocarpa, 1146 nucleotides long. The record is from the annotation of a GenBank genome assembly. Lineage: Eukaryota; Viridiplantae; Streptophyta; Magnoliopsida; Fabales; Fabaceae.
AUGCAGUCUAGGAUGGAGGAAGGGAAGGACCCUGCUGCAUUGAGAACUACUCCCUCUAGGCCCUUUCCUUUGAGGCUUCUGCAGUUCUUCUUGGUAUUUUUGGUUAUUGGCCUGGGUGCUUCGUUUCUUAGCAUGUAUAUGAUUAGGCAUUUUAGUAUACAUAAUGUGGCUUUGGUACAGUCUACUCUUAAGCCUUGCUUUCAGCAGCCGUUGACCGUAGAAAGUUGGAUUAGGCCUCCAUUCAGUUUGCUGCAUACCAUGAAUGACACUGAACUCUUUUGGCGAGCUACUUUUGUUCCAAGGAUCAAGGGUUAUCCUUUUAAAAGAACUCCCAAGAUUGCGUUCAUGUUCUUGACCAAGGGACCCUUGCCAAUGGCACCACUCUGGGAAAAGUUCUUUAAAGGGAAUGAGAAGCUUUAUUCAAUCUAUGUUCAUUCGCUGCCAUCAUAUAGUGUGGAUUUUCCACCAUCAUCAGUUUUUCAUAGAAGACAGAUCCCAAGCCAGGUUGCAGAGUGGGGAAUGAUGAGUAUGUGUGAUGCUGAAAGAAGACUUCUGGCUAAUGCAUUGCUUGAUUUCUCAAAUGAAUGGUUUAUCCUCUUAUCUGAGUCCUGCAUUCCUCUCCAGAACUUCAGCAUUGUGUACCUUUACAUAUCACGCUCGAGGUAUAGCUUUAUGGGUGCUGUGGAUGAACCUGGUCCUUAUGGGAGAGGACGCUAUGAUGAAAACAUGGCACCUGAGAUCAACAUGAGUGACUGGCGUAAGGGGUCUCAGUGGUUUGAAAUUAACCGGGAACUUGCUGUACGGAUAGUUGAAGACAGUACUUACUAUCCUAAGCUCAAAGAAUUCUGUGUACCACACAAAUGCUAUGUUGAUGAGCACUAUUUCCAGACAAUGUUAACGAUUAAGACUCCUCAUCUUUUGGCAAAUCGAAGCCUCACUUAUGUGGACUGGUCAAGGGGUGGAGCUCAUCCAGCUACUUUUGGGAAGGAUGACAUCAAAGAGGAAUUCUUCAAGAAAAUUUUGCAAGACCAGACAUGUCUUUAUAAUAACCAGCCAUCUUCUCUUUGCUUCUUAUUUGCAAGAAAAUUUUCACCUAAUGCUUUAGACCCUCUUUUAGACAUAGCAACCAAAACUCUAGGAAUUUGA